UGGAUGGCACGUGGUUUAGUCCUGAUGACUCAAUAUUAAUGAAUUUCCUCUCUCAUUUAUUCCCAUAUCUACAAAUAUGCCUGUCGAUAUGUAUUUAAAUAUAUAGUCUAUAUAUCCAGAUGAUGUAGCUCUAUUGUUAGAUUGUAUUACAAUUAUCUUUAUAGGGAAGAGAAAAUGUCACGUAAAAUUCCACUGAUGAUUCCAAAUGUUGUUGUUAACUAGAUGAUUGAAAAUGGUAGUGAUAAUUGUGUUCAAAUUCCUCCGCGUAUGCAUCAUAAAAUAUGGUGUAAAACUUGAGACUGCAUUAAGGAGAGUUGGUCUCGUCCACACACACACAUACACACAAGCACACGAGAGGGGGGUUGGAGGAAACAACAGAAGGGUUGUAUGUGAGCUCAGGUUGAAUGAGUGAGUCGAGUGAGUCGAGUGAAGUCUGAAGCACGCAGAGCGAACGGCAAGGACCUGUUGGGGAUAUAGUUAACGUUCGUCACAAACAAAAGCCGUCUUCAAAAGUCUGGGAAGUUACUGGACCUUACAUGAAGGCUUGACAUGCCAAGAGACCUUUUUAUAUUUCCUAACUGCUAUAGGACACGACCGGAGUGAGCCAUUCGUGGAUGUCAUUUCUUAUUGGAAACUUCGCUUGGAUUUGUAUUAACCAAUUCACUCCAGAAUCGCCACCUCGACUGAAAGUGGGGAAAUUGACCCGACUGAUUUACGGACGGUGAGGAGAUGUGUGUGGCCUUAUGAGUGGCAGCCAUGGGACAGCAGAGGCUUCAUAUCCUCCUGUUGACUGCAGCAGCAUUCACACUUUGGCCCCUCUAUCUGGCCGGUGGUGCUGAGCCUUCAGUACGUGCUAAAGAGGGUAGCGCAGCGGUGCUGGGGUGCAGUCUGGCACCCGUGGAUGUUGGUGCUGCCAGCCCUCGGCACGUGGUGGAGUGGGUGCGCCAGGGCUUCGACAUCCCCAUCCUCAUCAAGUUUGGUACCUACGCCCCCAGAGUGCACCCCGACUAUGAAGGCCGAGUGUCUCUGACGGGGAACAGCGCACUGAGUGUUGGGGCGCUGCGUCUGGAGGACCAGGGCCGAUAUGAGUGCCGCAUUCUCCCUCUGGAGCAGACGGACAAGGAGACACGCAACGGCAGUUGGACGCUCCUCUCCGUCUAUGCGCCCCCUAUCUUCACUGAGACUUCGCCCCCUGUUGUGGAGGCCCUGUUGGGGAGGCCAAUCACGCUCAGGUGUGUCGUCCGUGGCAACCCGCCACCCCGGGUCACAUGGGCUAAAAAUGGCGUCCUUCUCAAGCAGAACAACACUGAGGUGCGCAAUGGGACUGUGUCUUUCCGGUCAGUAACCACAGAGGCAGCUGGUGAGUACAAAUGCCAGGCCUCCAACUCCGAGGGCAACGUGAGUCUUGUGAUUCAGCUCAAAGUCAAAGGUCCCCCUGUUAUCCGAAUCCCACCUAAGGAUUUGGUCCUCAACAUCUCCCAGAAGGCCCAGCUACAGUGCCAAGCAGAGGCCGACCCCCCCAACAUGACGUACGUGUGGCAGAGGCAGGGGGAGAACGUCCAUCACAUCCAGUCUCUGAAGUCCCGUGUGAAGGUGCUGGUCGAUGGAACAUUGCUCAUUAGUCGCGUCACCCCAGAGGAUUCUGGGAACUACACCUGCACACCCACCAAUGGGCUGCUGACUCCGCCCUCCGCCUCUGCCUACCUGAUCGUCAGACACCCCGCUCAGGUGCUCCAGAUGCCCCAGGAGACCUACCUGCCCACUGGCAUGGGGGGCGCCAUACCCUGCCCCAUCCGUGCAGAACCGCCCCUGCUCCGCGUCGACUGGACCAAAGAUGGGAAGCCUCUGGACUUGGACACACAGUAUCCUGGGUGGACGCUGUCAGCCCAGGGCUCCGUGGUCGUGGCAACGGCCAAUGAUGACGCAGCAGGUGUUUACACCUGCACUCCGUACAACAGUUAUGGAACAAUGGGCCAAUCAGAGACCACCAGGGUGAUUCUGCAGGACCCCCCCUCCUUCAAAGUGCCCCCCCGUAAGGAGUACCGCCAGGACGUGGGGCGCAUGCUAGUGAUCCCCUGUCAGGCCGCCGGAGAUCCAGCUCCCCAAGUCACCUGGAGAAAGGUGGGGCGCUCUCCUAGUUCUUCCUUCACCGUGGCAGCCAACGGCUCCUUGGUGCUGCACCCGCUAAGCAAAGACCACCAGGGGGCGUGGGAGUGCUCCUCCUCCAACAGGGUGGCCACUGUGAACACUAGCACCACCGUGCUGGUCCUAGGCACGAGUCCCCACGCUGUGCCCCUGCUGUCCGUCUCGGCUGCGCUCACCUCUGCCAAUGUGUCGUGGGAGCCGGGUUUUGAUGGCGGAUACACACAGAAGUUCACCAUCUGGCUGAAGCGUGUGGCAUCUGAGGCAGACGGGGAGAAACAGGAGUGGGCAUCUGUGCCUGUGCCACCCUCCGCGGGCACCACUCUCCUGGUCACAGGCCUCCUGCCCAGUACAGACUACCAGUUUAGUGUCCUGCCACAGAACAAGAUGGGAACCGGACCCUUCAGCGACAUCACCAGCGCCAGAACCCUAGACCCGAAGCCAGUUGUGAUGAAACUGGCUCCACCGACAUUUCUCUCAGCCAAUGUGACAACAGGGGGCGUGGUCAUGCGCUGGCUGGCCCCCCAUAACCAGAGCCCCCCCAUUCAGGGUUUUGUGCUUCAGUCUCGUCUGCAGGGGGGGAGGUGGUCUAACCUGGCCGAGGGCAUCAGUGCCAACCACACCCAAAUGUUGGUUCAGGGGCUACGCAAGGACAGUGUUUAUGAACUGCGGCUGCUGUCUCAGCGAGGAGACGAGCAGAGUCGCCCCAGUGCCUCCAUCAACAUCUCCACCGCGGGGUUGGAGGCGUCCGUGUCCCCGGCCAGUCGCGGCAUGCUGCAGCUGGUCCCUGAGCCUCUGUUAGCCGGCGUGAUGGGAGGGCUGGGCCUGCUGUGUGUGGCUCUGCUGCUCAUCAUCGGGGUGGCGUGUGUGUUCCGCCGUCGCAGUGCCAAACGCAAGAGGAGGGAUGAUCUCACUCCUGCCCUCCUGACCAGUCCAUGUGGAACAGCAAGUGCGGCUGGUGGGAGUCCAGACAGUGUGCUGAAACACAAACUUCUUCCUCCCAGCUCCCUCUCCUCCACAUCCUCCUCCUCCGCCUCCUCCCCCUCCGACCCGUCCUCCUUUGAGCAGUCCGGCCAGGGUGAGUACCAGCAGCGGGGGCAGCCCCUGCCCCGACACCACCCCGUCUCCUUCCCCGAGAGCACCCUCAGCAGGGGCAGAGAUGGGGGCGGAGGCCCGCUCUCGGCCCUCUCUGCCCUGGAGCUCAUCUCCCGUGGCCCAGACGGCCGCUUCUCUCUAGAGACGUACGCAGAGAUCCCCCUCUCCCACACCCACACCCCCGUCAGGAGGAACCUGCAUACCGACUUCUCCGGGCUGUCCGCGGGCCGGGGGGGCAUCCACAAGUCCCACUCGCUGCGCUCCUACCGCGAGGAUCGCAUUAACAGAGACGCUCCGUUCGUUGUGUCUGUUGACCUGCCUCCCCCUGAGGGCACCGCGCGAGUCAUGGCCAAGCACCUGUCCCUGCAGGGCCACUACCUCCUGGGAGCCCAGGACCUUUCACCCUCUGCCAGGGGGCUUCCAGAAUGUUCCAGCCUGCUCUCCGAAGGCAGCGGGUUGGACGCGUAUUCUAACCCCGAGCCCGAGAUGCAGCAGGGUAGCUUUGGGUACGGGUCGGUGAAGCGCAACAGUGGCGCCGACAACAGGCCCAUGGCCGCGAGCCUGCUGGUGCUUCAGAUGGAGCACGAGAGAGAGAGGGGAAACCUGAGCAGGUGUCUGACGCUGGCGCGCGAGAGGGAGGCCCUGGAGAGGGAGCUGAGGAAAUACUCCAAAGAAGAGCAGGAGGAUGACGUGGACCAGGAGCCUGAGCUCGUGUGGAAGACACGCGAGGGAGCCUCGCCGCGCGAUAGCCUCCACGCCAGCAGGGGGUGCUCCUCGCUGGAAAACUCUGGGCGAGGCAACACGCGGCCCUCCUCCUGCGUGCUGUGGGAGGCCAGCCCUCUCUCCUCUCCUACCCGCCUGGUUCCGGUCCAAAAGCAUCCUCCUCCUCAGCAAGCGGAUGGGGAUUGGACUGGGCGAGAGGGGGGGCAAGCCAAGCACUCACUCCUCACUGCAGGAGCUGAUCUGACUCUACGCAAGCAGAGGAGCUUUCGCCAGGAGCCGGAGCUGCGGCGUGUGUGUGUUUCACCUGAGAGGCUUUCAGUGGCAGGGUCACUGAGGCAGGACUAUCAGGAAGCCAUCAGUGCCGAGAGCUAUACGGGCACUCACAGAAGGGCAGAUGAUUUCCCCGGUAAUCCAGACGAGUGCACUUUUGUAGAGAUGAGUGUAGAUGGCCCAGAGAUAGGGGAGCAAUAUCACACGGCCUCAUCUGCUAGGUGUGUGGCACAGUCGGACCAGCACGGAGGCAGACACACACACACACAGAGAGGCAGUGGCCAGACCAGCAGGACUCUGUCCCACCUGGACGUGCUUCGACCCGACCUGAGGAAGACCGGCAGCCUGGGGUCACGGCGCUGGAACGGCUUCAAGAGCACCCAGAGCUUAGACUACCGCAAGAGGGGGGAGUUCCUCACGCCUGAUGCCUGGGUUCACUCCAUCAGCCUGGACAGAGCCAGCUCCGCGUCCCCUUUCCCUUUCCCACACCAGCACGAGGAUGAGGACCUCAGUGGAGAGCCCUACAGGGGGACCCCAAAUCCCCACUUAAGGGGUACCCCAAACCCUCCAUCCAGGGGCACCCCAAACCCUCCAGUUUCUCAGUCAAGUGAUUCUCGGCGUUCUGUGAGAUCCCUUCCAUCAGAUAGGUCCCCCCAGCCUUUCCCAGUGCAGCCCUGUGGGCCUCGUGGAGGUGAAACUCCUGACCCCCGUCGCCAAGCCUCCACAUUUCCCCAGGAGUCUAUGGGAGACCCAGAUCUCCCAAACACAACACAGAGAGGCAGCCCUCCCCACGAGAGAAGGUACCCCACACCUGACAGUGGAAACACUCCACUCAACAGAGAGCACCCCCCACCUGAAAGUGGUAACUCCCCACUUGAUAGAGGGCAUUGCCCACCUGACAGAAGGAUCCCUCCAAACGACAAAGGGCACCCUUCAGCUAAUAGAGGGCACCCCCGACCUGACGUAGUGCACCCCCCUCCCGACAGCUGUGGGGGGGCGUACGGCUGGCUGCCUGCCCACUGGGCCUCCAUUCCUGGCAGAGAGGAGGAGAGGGGCAGGGGGCCAGAGGAGAAGGAGGCGGAGAGCCAGGAGGUUGACGCUGAGAUCAGAGCCUACCGCAGCACUGCCGAGUCAGAGGGCAAUUACCGUAGUUACGCCAGCCAGAGUAGCGGCCGCGGCAGCAUGGAGCCGCCCAGCAGCCUGAGCCCCCCCCUCAUCAGCUCCCCCGAGACCACAGAGGAGAGCGAGCAUGAGGAGCAGGUCCAGUGGGAAGGGCUGAAGAGGAGAAGGACAAGCUCGGUGGACGAGAACUAUGAGUGGGACACACAUUAUGUCCCCAUGAAGCCUGUGUAUGUGAAGUCACCACAGUCACAGCGCAGCCUGGAGGGGGAGAACAGGGGUCACUCCUGCAGGACCGCCGAGGAGAUGACCAGCAUAGGAGGAGAGGGCAUGUUCCCUUCCGUCAGGAUGCUGAAAUCAGGUGGGAGUUUCUCUUCCACUGGUCUCCCCCACCACCAUGGCGCUGAGCCUGAGACCGUGCUGUUCUGACAGCUCCACACCUCAUCUCCUCUCCUCUCCUCUCAGCUCCACUCAGCAGAUCCAGACAUCUCUCUCCUCUCAUCUCCUCCCAUCUCUUCUCCUCUUUCCUCUC
Molecule: messenger RNA, 5881 nt
Organism: Clupea harengus (Atlantic herring)
Lineage: Eukaryota; Metazoa; Chordata; Actinopteri; Clupeiformes; Clupeidae
Gene: igsf9a
Product: immunoglobulin superfamily, member 9a
Biological process (GO): cell-cell adhesion
Molecular function (GO): protein binding
Source: RefSeq, a predicted model, not a curated record